ACUCUCUCCUCUCUCUAAAACUGAAUUCAUAAUUCCGCCGGAAAAAAUCGAAUGGCAUCCGCCGGAACCCUAAAAUUCAAAGUGACGCGGCGGAGGCCGGAGCUAAUCGCUCCGGCAAAGCCGACGCCUCACGAAUUCAAGCCUCUCUCCGACAUCGACGAUCAGGAAGGUCUCCGGUUCCAGAUUCCGGUGAUCCAAUUCUACCGGAGGAGCCCAGCCAUGGCGGGGAAGGACCCCGCCGGCGUGAUCCGUGAGGCCCUGGCGAAGGCGCUGGUGUUCUACUAUCCGUUCGCCGGCCGGUUGAGGGAAGUCGAUGGCAGGAAAUUGGUGGUGGAGUGCACCGGCGAGGGCGUUAUGUUCAUUGAGGCCGACGCUGACGUGGAGCUCCGGGAUUUCGGCGACGCCCUCCAGCCGCCGUUCCCUUGCCUGGAGGAGCUUCUCUACGAUGUCCCCGGCUCCGGCGAAGUCCUUAACUGCCCUCUUAUGCUAAUUCAGGUGACGCGCCUAAAAUGCGGUGGAUUCAUAUUGGCCCUCCGCCUGAACCACACGAUGGCCGACGCCGCCGGACUAGUCCAAUUCAUGGCCGCCGUCGGCGAGCUGGCCGGCGGCGCAGACGCGCCGUCGGUCCCGCCGGCGUGGGAAAGGGGACUUCUGAACGCACGCGACCCCCCUCGCGUGACUUGCACGCACCGCGAAUACGACGUCGUUCCGGACACCAAAGGAACCCUAAUCCCUCUCGACGAUAUGGUCCACCGGAGCUUCUUCUUCGGCGCCGCCGAGAUCUCCGCCCUCCGCCGCCGCCUUCCGCCGCGCCUCCGCACCUGCUCCACCUUCGAAGUCCUCACCGCCUGCCUAUGGCGGUGCCGUACAAUCGCAAUCUCGCCGGAGUCCGACGAGGAGGUCAGAAUCCUCUGCAUCGUGAACGCCCGCCGGCGGUUCAAUCCGCCGCUCCCCGCCGGCUACUACGGCAACGCCUUCGCCUUUCCGGUGGCGGUUUCCGCCGCCGGCGAGCUGAUCGAUCGUCCGCUGCACUACGCGGUGGAUCUCGUGAGGAAGGCGAAGGCCGAUGUGACGGAGGAGUAUAUGAAAUCGGCGGCGGAUCUGAUGGCCACCGCCGGCCGGCCGCAUUUCACGGUGGUGCGAACCUAUCUGGUUUCCGACGUGACGCACGCCGGCUUCGGAGAUGUCGAUUUCGGGUGGGGGAAGGCGGCGUACGGCGGGCCGGCGAAGGGCGGCGUCGGCGCGAUUCCCGGCGUGGCGAGCUUUUACAUUCCGUUCAGGAACAGUAAAGGCGAGGAUGGAAUUGUGGUUCCGGUCUGCCUGGCGGCGACCGCCAUGGAAGUGUUCGAGAAGGAGCUCGAAGCUCUGCUGAAAAUGGAGGGUGAUGACGUGGCGGAACAAGGGGAGAAGGCGGUUUUUAUUACGUCAGCAUUGUGAACUUAAAUAGUACUAUAAUUAAUGCGUGCUUCGUAGGGUUGUACGUUGUCCCUUCGGAAGUUGUGGUGUUUGUCACGUUAUUGCGCGUGUAUCUAGUUGUGAGUGGGACGUCGUCGUUUUUGUGAAACACAAUUUUAUUUAGGUGGAAAUACAAAUAAUAUAAAAUUAAUAAAAUAUAUAAUUGCUAUUUUAUUA
Andrographis paniculata is the source of this 1632-nucleotide messenger RNA. RefSeq names its product benzyl alcohol O-benzoyltransferase-like. Lineage: Eukaryota; Viridiplantae; Streptophyta; Magnoliopsida; Lamiales; Acanthaceae. The transcript has 2 exons. The coding region runs from base 52 to 1437 and encodes 461 amino acids. The record is from RefSeq and is a predicted model, not a curated record.